Messenger RNA from Theobroma cacao (cacao), 1896 nucleotides. RefSeq lists its product as uncharacterized. Gene Ontology annotation, molecular function: transmembrane transporter activity. Gene Ontology annotation, biological process: transmembrane transport. The record is from RefSeq and is a predicted model, not a curated record. Gene Ontology annotation, cellular component: membrane. Lineage: Eukaryota; Viridiplantae; Streptophyta; Magnoliopsida; Malvales; Malvaceae.
UCAAUUGAAGUCAACUUCCACCUCCUUUCGGACCAAGGACAGGGCAAAGAAAAAAAGGAAACGGAGGAUCUUGAAACAAAAAACCUUUGUUUUUGAUUCUCUGUUUUUCAAUUGCUCCAGAAGAGAGACCUUUUACAAUGAAGUCAGAGACUUUAACAUUGGUUUUAGUGAAUCUAGCUGGGAUAAUGGAAAGAGCAGAUGAGUCUUUGUUGCCAGGAGUCUAUAAGGAAGUUGGUGCGGCUUUGCAUACAGACCCAACAGGGCUGGGUUCAUUAACACUUUUUCGAUCAAUAGUUCAAUCGUCUUGCUAUCCUUUAGCUGCUUAUCUUGCUAUGCAUUACAAUCGUGCUCAUGUCAUUGCUCUCGGCGCUUUCCUCUGGGCUGCUGCCACCUGUCUUGUUGCCAUUUCCACCACCUUCCUCCAGGUUGCAGUUUCAAGAGGUUUGAAUGGGAUUGGACUUGCCAUUGUCAUACCUGCCAUUCAGUCCCUUGUUGCUGAUUCCACCGAUGAUAGUAACCGUGGCAUGGCUUUUGGAUGGCUACAACUGACGGGAAACAUUGGCUCUAUCCUAGGUGGGCUCUGUUCAGUGCUAAUUGCCUCAAAAACAAUCAUGGGGAUACCUGGCUGGAGAUUUGCUUUUCAUCUGGUUUGGGUAAUUAGUGUUGUAGUUGGCAUUUUGGUCCGUCUUUUUGCUAAUGAUCCACGAUUUUCUGAUAGUGAUACUGGAGCCAAGGAACAGGUUGCACAUAAGUCUUUUUCCUUACAAUUGAAGGACAUCAUAGAAGAAGCAAAGUCAGUCAUGAGAAUCCCAACUUUCCAAAUUAUUGUUGCUCAAGGUGUUUCAGGAUCAUUCCCCUGGUCAGCUUUGUCAUUUGCCCCUAUGUGGCUUGAACUUAUUGGCUUCUCCCAUGAAACAACAGCAUUUAUCAUGACCCUUUUUGUAAUUUCUGGUUCACUUGGUGGUCUCUUUGGAGGAAGGAUGGGAGAUAUACUAGCUAAACGCUUGCCCAAUUCUGGGAGAAUUAUUCUAUCCCAGAUAAGCUCAGGUUCUGCAAUCCCCAUAGCGGCAAUAUUGCUGUUGGCAUUACCUGAUGAUCCCUCCACUGCAUUUAUGCAUGGCCUUGUAUUUUUUAUCAUGGGGUUGUGCAUAUCCUGGAAUGCUCCAGCAACUAACAAUCCAAUAUUUGCAGAGAUUGUACCUGAGAAAUCCCGAACAAGCAUCUAUGCCUUGGAUCGAUCUUUUGAGUCUAUACUGGCAUCUUUUGCUCCUCCUAUAGUUGGGAUUUUGGCUCAGCAUGUUUAUGGUUAUAAACCAAUACCUAAAGGAUCAUCAGACUCUAUAGAGAUUGAGACAGAUAGAGAGAAUGCUGAAUCACUUGCUAAGGCACUUUACACAGCAAUUGGGAUUCCUAUGGCAAUCUGUUGCUCCAUUUACUCAUUCCUUUAUGGCACAUAUCCAAGAGACCGGGAGAGAGCAAGAAUGCAAGCAUUGAUAGAAUCUGAAAUGCGACAACUAGAGGAAAAUAAUUCUCCAUCAGGUGACAAAGAAUCCAAAUUUUGUGUUGCAGACACAAAAGAGCUUACUAACAAGGAAAGGAGUGAAAUUGACAUGGAGUUUGGAGGGGAGGAGAGCCUUAAUUUGGACGAUAAUGAUGAGAAGUCUCUUCUGAAUCACCAGCAUGCUUCUCAAAGUUAGAAGACUAACAAACAUGUAAGACAGAAGCUGAGCUAUCCAAGUUGACUUCAUCUGAAACUGCAAAAGUUAUAAAAGGCUUCAACAACUUGGUUUCUUCUGAAGGCCCUUCAAAUUUUCAUGUGAACAGAAUUUCUGGCCUUCUGCAAUAUAAAUUAUUGUUAAAAAUGUUGGACUCUAAUCCGUACCUCGUUUUCUGGCA